This is a messenger RNA of Daphnia pulicaria, 641 nucleotides long. RefSeq names its product peptide methionine sulfoxide reductase MsrB-like. The record is from RefSeq and is a predicted model, not a curated record. Lineage: Eukaryota; Metazoa; Arthropoda; Branchiopoda; Diplostraca; Daphniidae. Gene Ontology annotation, cellular component: cytoplasm. Gene Ontology annotation, molecular function: peptide-methionine (R)-S-oxide reductase activity. Bases 107 to 541 code for a protein of 144 amino acids. The transcript is spliced from 4 exons. Gene Ontology annotation, biological process: response to oxidative stress; protein repair.
AAGAUGCCAGUUGAAAAGAAGAUCUCAAUCAUUCUACCUGUAUUCGGAGUAACAGGUGCAAGUAAAACUUCUCACUAUUGUGAAUAUUGUGUAUAAAUAGCUAAUUAUGUCUUGCGGCGGAUCGUGCGGAAGAGACUUGACAAAAGAAUUAACGGCUGAACAGUACCAUGUUACGCAAGAAGCGGGCACUGAAGAGCCUUUUACUGGAAAAUUCAAUGAUCAUCACGAAGUAGGGACUUACAUUUGUAUCGUUUGCAGCAAUCCACUAUUCAGCUCUGAAACCAAAUAUGACUCUGGUUCCGGUUGGCCAUCGUUCUACAAAACCCUUCCGUACGAAGCAGAAAAGGAAACCGUUGAGAGAAAACCGGAUGAUUCCAUCGAAGGAAGACCUAGAAUUGAAGUGGUGUGCACAAAGUGUCAAGCUCAUUUGGGCCAUGUUUUCCAAGAUGGACCACAACCGACUGGAGAACGUUUUUGCAUCAAUAGUGUGGCCAUUGAUUUUGCACCAAAGGUAGAAGACGACGUCCAAGAAAAAAAUUAGGUUUUUUAGCAAUGACAACUUGUUAGUUAAUGAAUGGUUAUCGUGUAUGCUUUUAUUUUAUGUAGUGUAAAAAAUACCAAUAAUUACUCAGUUUAAAUAA